Molecule: messenger RNA, 984 nt
Organism: Microtus oregoni (creeping vole)
Lineage: Eukaryota; Metazoa; Chordata; Mammalia; Rodentia; Cricetidae
Gene: Plscr5
Product: phospholipid scramblase family member 5
Exons: 8
Coding region: 135-959 (274 amino acids)
Biological process (GO): plasma membrane phospholipid scrambling
Cellular component (GO): plasma membrane
Molecular function (GO): phospholipid scramblase activity
Source: RefSeq, a predicted model, not a curated record
GGCUGCAGUAACUGAAGGGCUCGUUGCAGUGUUUUGGUGAUAUUUGUGAAGAUGGAGACAGAUGUUGAGAGGAAAAAGUAGCCACAAGGAAAAGACUUUCCACCUGCCUGCCUUUGAAGGGGACUCAGACUGCCAUGGCCUCUAAAGAUUCCCAGAGUCAAAAGCCUGGAAGACUGCCUGGUUUUCUUCCAGGAUCUACAGACCCAGAUCAACACUGUUGGGCAGCUUCUUCCCAACCCAGGAAACAAGCAAGGCAGCAGCCUGACGACAGUCAGCCAAGUCGUUUCCUGCCAACAGCCAGUCUCCCCCCUGGUCUAGAAUAUUUAAGCCAGCUGGACCUGAUAAUCAUUCAUCAGCAGGUGGAACUUCUCGGGAUGAUACUCGGUACUGAGACUUCCAACAAAUACGAGAUCAAAAACAGCUUGGGACAAAGAAUUUACUUUGCAGUGGAGGAAAGCAUCUGUUUUAAUCGUAAUGUGUGUUCCACACUGAGAGCCUGCACCCUGAGGAUCACAGACAACUCGGGUCGAGAGGUGAUUACAGUGAACAGGCCCCUAAGGUGUAACAGCUGCUGGUGUCCCUGCUACCUACAAGAGCUAGAAAUUCAAGCCCCUCCUGGUACUAUUGUUGGUUAUGUUGCACAAAAGUGGCACCCCUUUCAACCCACAUUCACAAUCCAAAAUGCAGACAAUGAAGAUAUUUUGAAAAUUGUUGGUCCUUGUGCAACCUGUGGCUGUUUUGGAGAUGUGGACUUUGAGGUGCAAACUGUUGACGAAAAGAUUACAAUUGGGAAGAUUUCCAAGUACUGGUCAGGAUUUGUCAAUGACGUGUUCACAAACGCUGACAACUUUGGGAUACAUGUUCCUGCAGAUCUCGAUGUGACACUCAAAGCAGCAAUGAUUGGUGCUUGCUUUCUCUUUGAUUUUAUGUUCUUUGAACACUCACUUGCUGGAUUAUAGCAAGCAUGAUGACGAAAACAAUAAA